Messenger RNA from Closterium sp. Yama58-4, 1020 nucleotides. The record is from the annotation of a GenBank genome assembly. NCBI's taxonomy places the organism in Eukaryota, Viridiplantae, Streptophyta, Zygnematophyceae, Desmidiales, Closteriaceae.
AUGGUGAAUGUUUAUAUUCCCACGAUUCCUAGCUCGCUGACAAGGCUUACAGCUCUGCAAAUCUUGGAGGUGAGGGGCUGCCAGUGGCUCUCCCAGGUGCCCUCUCGGAUGGACAUGAUGGUGGGGCUGAAGACGCUGGUGCUGACAAAGUGUGAGGAGCUGAGGAGCCCCCCUGAUGCAUUGCCGCCCAAUCUUGAGACCCUCUGCUUGGGGCCGUUCGUGGACGGCUGUGAGCAUGUGGUCGACCUCUCCGGGCUGUUGCAGCUGAGGGUGCUGAAGCUGGACUGUGUUGGGGUGCGACACGCGCCUGCAGUGACCAGCAGCUUGUUGCGCCGGGAGCAGGGGGAGCAGGGGGAGCAGGGGGAGCAGGGGGAGCAGGGGGAGCAGGGAGGGCAGGGAGGGCAGGCGGAGCAGGGGGAGCCGGGGGAGCGGGGGGAGCGGGGGGAGCGGGGAGAGCGGGGGGAGCGGGGGGAGCAGGGGGAGCCGGGGGAGCGGGGAGAGCGGGGGGAGCGGGGGGAGCAGGGGCUGCAGGGGGAGCAGGGGGAGCAGAGUGUGCAGUGGGUGCAGGGGGAGCAAGCCGAGCAGGGGGGGCAAGGGGUGCAGGCGGUGCAGGUGCAGAAUCUAGAGACGCUGGAGAUGCGUUUGGAACGUAAUAAGCGAGAGCUCCCAAUCCCCUUGACUUUUCUCCCUCGCCUGCGCAGCUUGGUGAUAGAUGCGCCUGGAGUCCGUAGCCUCCCGGAAAGCAUGUGGACAGCCAUGCCACAGCUGCGGCAGCUGAAGCUGCUUUCUUGGUCACCGGAGGAGCUGCCAGAGAGCAUUGGAGAGCUCCGUUCCCUGACGUCACUUACAAUUGAAGCACCUCAGCUGUUGGCGCUACCUCAAGGCAUGACCUGCUUGUCUCGGCUGCGCAGACUGAAGCUGAAUUGCCGCAGUGCCUUGCUGCAGCAGCACCACCCAAAGAGCCUUUUCCACCAGCUUGAUUGCCUGCAGCAGGUGAUAAUCAAACCAUUCCUGCGCUGA